This is a messenger RNA of Frieseomelitta varia, 905 nucleotides long. Its product is annotated as mitochondrial inner membrane protease ATP23 homolog. Gene Ontology annotation, molecular function: metalloendopeptidase activity. Gene Ontology annotation, cellular component: extrinsic component of mitochondrial inner membrane. NCBI's taxonomy places the organism in Eukaryota, Metazoa, Arthropoda, Insecta, Hymenoptera, Apidae. Bases 142 to 885 code for a protein of 247 amino acids. Gene Ontology annotation, biological process: mitochondrial proton-transporting ATP synthase complex assembly; mitochondrial protein processing. The transcript is spliced from 6 exons. The record is from RefSeq and is a predicted model, not a curated record.
AAUAAUAAUAAUACUGUAUAAUUUUUGUAUUGAAAAUUUAAAAUAAAUAAAAUUACACAAGUAUUUUUUUCUUAUUAUAUAUUUAAUACUCGGUACAUACAGAGAUACCUGCACGUGUUACCGAAAACUGUAUGAUUAAUAAUGACCGUCAAAAAUACAGAAAAUGAAGGAAAUUUUAAUACCGAGGAAGCAGAAUAUUCUGACCUUUAUCCAAGCAGAAAGAAAAGUCAAAGCAAAAUCAGCACUUGGUUUGACAAAAUUACCUUCAACAAACAACGGGAAAAUUAUCAAAAGUUGCAGUGUGAAAUUAAUGUUUUUCAAUGUGUAAAAGACAGUCCUUUAAUGAAAUUAUUACUGGGAGCAUUAAAAAGUUCAGGAUGUGAAGUUGAACUUGGUCGUCAUAUUUCAUGUGAAGUAUGUGAUGAAGUAGUUACUGGUGGUUAUGAUCCUGAGACAAAUCAGAUUAUAAUUUGCCAAAAUACUGCUAACAGUAAAAAUCGAGUUCAUAGUACAUUGAGUCAUGAAAUGAUACAUAUGUUUGAUUAUUGCCGUAAUAAACUUGAUCUACAAAAUUUAAAUCACUUAGCUUGCACAGAAAUAAGAGCAGCUAAUCAAUGUCAUUGUAGUUUUCUUGGUGCUUGGAUUCAAGGAACUGCUUCACUUUUCAAUAUUAAAAAAGCACACCAGAAUUGUGUUAUAGACAAGGCUGUUAGAUCAGUAAUUGCUAUAACAAAUAUAUCGAAAGAGGAAGCAACAGAAGCUGUGAUGCAAGUUUUUGACAAAUGUUACAAUGAUUUAGAACCAAUUGGAAGACGUCUUCGUCGAAAUUCAUUGGAUAUGGAAAAAGCAUAUUAUGAUGGAAUGUAUUAUGGAUAUAUAGAUUAACAUACAUCUUUUAAAAUGUU